This is a messenger RNA of Saccostrea cuccullata (small rock oyster), 496 nucleotides long. RefSeq names its product pentraxin fusion protein-like. The transcript is spliced from 2 exons. The record is from RefSeq and is a predicted model, not a curated record. NCBI's taxonomy places the organism in Eukaryota, Metazoa, Mollusca, Bivalvia, Ostreida, Ostreidae. The coding region runs from base 1 to 414 and encodes 137 amino acids.
AUGAAUGCCACAUUGAGCACAGUUUUCGAUAUCAACCACUUAGCCUCCUACGCAGUGGACAGAUUGACAACUUGUAUUAUAACAUCAGCACCGGCUCGGAUAGCGCACACUUUGCUUGAGAUGCGACCAUGGCUGAAGAUCGGUCUGAAGAAUUCCGUUAAUGUUCAGAAAGUGUUGAUUUACAACAGGCAAGACUGCUGUGGGGAAAGAUUUCGUAACGUCGAGGUGAACGUAACAGAAAACGGACAGAAUACUCCAUGUGGAUUUUAUCCCGGUCCUGCUGAAAGUAAAGAUCGCAUAUUAUUUCUGUGUGAAAAUGACACCCGAGGAGAUGGCAUCAUCAUAUCCAUUGUGCGAAAUGAACAGCCCGUAUUUCUUGGUGUGUGUGAAGUCGAGGUGUUUGGUCAGCCUUAAGAUGUAGAAAUGUAGCCCUUUCAUGAGGUCGAUUUUUAGUUAUACAUGUGUAUCGACCUCACAGAAAGAAAAAACAUUUAGA